This is a messenger RNA of Sinocyclocheilus grahami, 4139 nucleotides long. Its product is annotated as desmoglein-2. Gene Ontology annotation, biological process: homophilic cell-cell adhesion. Lineage: Eukaryota; Metazoa; Chordata; Actinopteri; Cypriniformes; Cyprinidae. The record is from RefSeq and is a predicted model, not a curated record. The transcript is spliced from 15 exons. Gene Ontology annotation, cellular component: plasma membrane; desmosome. Bases 1 to 4008 code for a protein of 1335 amino acids. Gene Ontology annotation, molecular function: calcium ion binding.
AUGUUCCCUCGCUCUUCGCUGGUUCCAGCCUGGUUGCUGUUUCUCACUGUGCAGGUCCUGAGCACUGGAGACUGCUGGACCGGUUCACAGAAGCAGCGUCAUAAGAGGGAAUGGGUCGUCCCUGCCAAAAAGUUUACAGAAAAUGUAGACUACAGUGAUUCGCCCUAUUUCAGCAAGAUACGAUCUGACCUUGAUGAGAUCACGAUGCUGCGCUACACUAUAAGAGGUCCAGGAGUCAACAUGCCACCUGUUGGUAACUUCAUAUUAGACGAGCAAAAAGGGUGGGUUCGCAUCACACAGCCUCUGGAUCGCGAGGAGAGACAAAACUACACCCUUAUUGCCACUGCAUGGUAUCCUAACAACACCAUAGCUGAAGAUAAUAUUAAAAUAAACAUUGUUGUGGAGGACCAGAAUGAUAACCCACCAGUUUUCAUCAAGCCAGAACGCAUCAGCAUCUAUGAGGGGAGGCCAGUUGGUAGCUUUGUAACACAAGUUGUGGCCAAAGAUGCAGAUGAGCCAAACACUCUUCACACAAAGAUAGCGUACAGCUUGAUCAAGCAAGAGCCAAACAAUGGCAAGCUUUUCUUUGCUGUUCAUAAAGACAAUGGAACAAUCUUUGUAAACAACCCAACACUUGACAGAGAGGAACACAGAUAUUUUGUUCUUACGGUGCAAGCUGCUGACAUGUAUGGAAGUCCUGAAGGAAAUUCUGCUACAGCUACUGUAUUUAUAGACAUCCUGGAUGUCAAUGACAAUAUUCCUACUUUGGAGAAGGAUGAGUUUUCAGCAAGUAUUGAUGAGAAUGAGGCACCUGUUGAGGUUAUGAGGAUCCAGGCGCUGGAUAACGAUGAAGAAAGGACAGACAAUUGGUUGGCCGAGUUUAAAAUAGUCUCGGGGAAUGAGGAUGGACGUUUCUCUAUUGAAACUGAUCCGAAGACAAAUAUGGGUGUUUUGUAUCUGAACAAGCCUGUUGACUUUGAGUCAGCAUCUGAAAUGAACCUGAACCUAGUUGUUGCAAACAAAGCUCUUCUAGGAGCACCUCUCGGGGGUGGAGCAGGAGCAACAGGUGGUGGAGCUGGAGCUUCUGGAGCAGGUGGUGGAGCUGGAGCUUCUGGAGCAGGUGGUGGAGCUGGAGCUUCUGGAGCAGCUGGUGGAGCUGGAGCUUCUGGAGCAGCUGGUGGAGCUGGAGCUUCUGGAGCAGGUGGUGGAGCUGGAGCUUCUGGAGCAGGUGGUGGAGCUGGAGCUUCUGGAGCAGGUGGUGGAGCUGGAGCUUCUGGAGCAGGUGCAGCUGGUGGAGGAAGUGUGUUCAAGCAAAAGACAUACCCAGUGAAGAUCAAUGUCAAAAACAAGCCAGAAGGCCCAAAGUUCAAGCCAAAGAUCAAGCCUAUAUCUGUAUCUGAAAACACCAAAAAUUCUUUUCCAAGAGUAAUUGACACCUACACUGCUAUGGAAGAAGACACAGGCAAAACAGCAGAAAAAGUUAAAUAUGCAAAGGAAUAUGACCCUGACAACUGGAUUUCUAUUGACAUGGACACGGCUGAGAUAAAACUGAACAAGGUACCAGAUCGUGAGUCUCCAUUUUUGGUAAAUGGGACCUACUAUGCCAAGAUCCUCUGCAUUACAGAUGAACUGCACUCUCAGACAUCUACAGGGACUAUAGCUUUGCAGGUGGAGGACCUGAAUGACAACUGCCCCAAACUCCUUAAUAAUGUGCAGACUGUCUGCAGUGAUACCAGUAUAGUCAAUGUCACAGCAGAAGACGAAGAUUCCGAUCCCAACGGAGCUCCACUAGAGUUCAGUUUGAUACAAGAGAAGACAAAGGGCAAAUGGAACCUGCAGAGAAUAGAUGAUGUAAGUGUUUCGAUGCUCGCUGAAGAUGACUUAUGGCCUGGUUUUUAUGAAGUCACCAUGGAAAUCAGAGACAAGCAAGGACUGGCCUGUCCUGAUGAGCAAGUCCUCCAUUUAGAGGUUUGCACUUGCUCUGAAGGCACGUUUUGUGCUUCAAAAUUGGCUGCAUUACGCACUACAUCAGCCAGUCUUGGAGCAGCAGGAAUUUGUUUCCUGAUUCUAGGAUUCCUGUGCUUAAUCUUGCCGCUUGUGGCCGUAAUAAAAUGUGAAUGUGAGAAUGCUGGAAAACAUUUUAUUGAUAUUCCAUUUGAAACCAAGCAACAUCUUAUCUCCUAUAGCACAGAAGGAAAAGGAAUAGACGUGGAUGUUUUUCUAGAGAGCAUCCCACCAAAACUGUACAAUGAGGGGGGCGACAAAAUAAAAUCAUACAAAGAAACUGUAAGAAUGGUGGAAGCUAACUCUAAUUUCCCAUUGGACGAAAUUCAGGUCCCCAGGUCAAACCAGGCUGUAUAUAACAGUUCUAAAAUUCUAGGAAUGAUGCAGGAGAGUGCAUUUGGAGGCUUUUACAGUGACAUGGACAUGGAAAACUCUGUCAGGUCGCAAGAAGGACAAGUCUUGCAUGAUGCAUUCCUAAAAGAAUACUUCGCACAAAAAUCCAGGUAUAUAUUGGAGGAGGAUUCUCCAAAAAAAGGACCGAAGCACUAUGAUUAUGAAGGUGAAGGAUCUGUUACCGGUUCCAUUGAAAGCUGCAGCUUCAUCGAGUCUAAUGAUGAUCUGGAGUUCUUGAACAACCUGGGUUCAAAGUUCAACACCUUGGCUGAGGUGUGUGGAUUCAGACAGACUGACCCAAAAGUUAUUGUUAAUACUGUCGAGACAACACCAAACGCAGCUGCAUCUUCCAGUCACAUGACCAACAUCGUCCAGCCCAGUCCUGAGGAGAUACCUGCUAAAUCACCACUUGUCCAACCUGCACCUAGUCAGGGGAUUUUCAUACAGGAACCAAUGUACUACGGGUUCAACCAGCCAAUGGCAAGCAAUGUUGUGCUGUCAGAGGAUGGGCUUGGGCAAGGUGUGUACAUAAUCAAUGGAACUCCAGAAGCUGAGAGAAUUCUGACUCAAGGUAAUGGCCAUACACUUGAACAUUUUGGUAGUGGACAACAGGCUGUUCUAGCAAACAACAUCAUUGGUGAUUCCGUCUUGUACUCACAAAUUGGACCUCAAAGUCCAGUAAUGAUUACCGAAGGUUUAGGUGAAGUUAAUUCUGCUGUAAUCCAGAACCUUUCACCAACUCAAAACCUUGUAAUGAUGCCACAGCAACAACUAGGUGGAAUUGGUUCACUGCAGAUGGUAAGAGUACCCAUGGAAUCGGUUGUAUCAGCAGAGAACGGGCAGGGUAGAGUUACUCUUAUGGAUGGCUCAGUCACUGGAGAUAAAGUAUUCGUUGGAGGUCUAGGUCCUAGUCAUUGUCCCAUGAGCCCUCAACUACUUUACCCAGUAAGAUCUCAAGAGUUUGGUGGAUCAGUACAUAUGAACCAAACAGUAGUUGAUGGCUCCCUUUACAGUGUACAGAAUGAUGGACAAGGGACAGUAACAAUUGGACAACGUCCUGUCAAUGGAGGUAAUGUAUUGAUAGGAGGCCCAGGAACUCCAAACCUAGUAAUAAUGCCUCAAAUUGCAACUGGUCAAGUAAAAAACCAGCUAUUAGAAAGUGGUCCUUACCCAAGUGUGUCAAACACUGCAUCAAAAAAAGGUGGAGAGAGUAGACUACUGGUUGGUGGUCAUUCUAUUCUAGAGGGUCCUGUUAGUGAAGGCAAUUUCUUGGUUGCAGGCCCAGGUCAGCUUCCUGUGUCUAUGAGCACAGGAGCUCCAAACUUAGUGAGACUGACUCAAGUUGCAAAUGGUCACUUGCCAAGUGUUCAGAACAUUGUAUCAGGGGAAGGUGGACAGAGUAGACCAUUGGUUAGUGGUCCCACUAUUCUAGAGGGUCCAAGUCAGCGUUCACUAGCCAUGAGUCCAGGAGUACUUAGUCCUUUCGAACUGCCUCAGGUAGCAAACAGACAGUUAUUCAAUUCUACAGUGUCCAGAGUUCUGACGUCAAUGGUUAUGAUGCCAAAAUCCAAAGGACUUGCAACAAAUGGGCAGCUGAAUGUUGAGCAGUGACCUAGUUUUUGGUCUAGUGGCAUUAAUACUGCAUUAAUUCUCAGGAUGGGAUUGCUCGCAGAGAAGCACAGAAACUAUUUUAAGCAUCAGAUGAAUUAGAAGUACUCAGCAAUAAGUGAGUAUGGUAUUUA